This is a messenger RNA of Fonsecaea nubica, 927 nucleotides long. RefSeq lists its product as hypothetical. Bases 1 to 927 code for a protein of 308 amino acids. The record is from RefSeq and is a predicted model, not a curated record. Gene Ontology annotation, cellular component: endoplasmic reticulum membrane. The transcript has 3 exons. Gene Ontology annotation, biological process: (1->6)-beta-D-glucan biosynthetic process; fungal-type cell wall biogenesis. NCBI's taxonomy places the organism in Eukaryota, Fungi, Ascomycota, Eurotiomycetes, Chaetothyriales, Herpotrichiellaceae.
AUGCGUCUCUUUCGGCUGUGCGCUUUGGCGCUGGCCGCUGAAUGCGCCCAUGGCUAUCUCGAUACUACGCCCUUCUUCAUGUUCUCAACCUCCGAACUUCUAGCGACGACCUCACACAUUCAGUCCGCACCCCUACUGACCUCGAACAUCGCAUUGACUCUCUCCUCGUGCCCUUCUGACUACUACAUUCUCGUCUCGCAACCGGGAGUGUCCGCCAAAGACUACUCCCAAUCCAGGAGAUCUACACCCUUACUCGCAAAAGCGUUAUCGCCCUCCCAGUCCAAAGGAUCGGUUGUCCGGAGUAGCUUGACUGUUCCGGACGUUUUCGGUCGUCUUGCAAGCUCUACAUGGGUCGAUGUCUUGAAAACCAAAUGCGGCGUCUCUGUGGUUUCUAUUGAUGCUUCAAGAGAAGGAGGAGGUAUUCCGACGAAGGAGUUAUCCCCAUCACCGCGGCUGCUCGAGCUUGUCCUCCCAGCGCCAUCUGCUGGCUCGAACAGAGCUAGUGACCUCUCUUCGAACGAUGCAUUCCUGGCCUCUGUGUUAGACCUGCUGCCAACUCAGAAUUACACUGUUCUGUACACGACCAGCCGCUCACAGGACGGGAUGUUGACUGCCCAAGAAGCGGAUGGAAAAGAAGCCGCGGAAUAUGACAUGGACUCGCAAAUACAAGAGAGUAUGCAUCUCGAUCUGAGGCGAGAUCUUGGUGUGCAUGCUGGGGCGAACACGGCUCGGAACAACCAGACCAUGAUCGAUGGGCCGCUAUUUGACAAGUAUCAAUUUUUUACUCCUGGCAUCUUUAUGGGCUACCUCGUCGGAUUCCUCCUGUUAUUGAUCUUGUACGUGGCCGUUUCCGGCGUGGCCAGUUUGCAAGUCACCUACGCCGCGUUCGACAAAGAGCAAGGACAGCUCGCGACAAAGAAGCAGUAG